AUGCUUUGUUGGGUGUACCACAGUGGCCAAGACGGACCCCUCUUUAACUACAUGCCCGAUGGAGUCUGGGGAGUACACCUAUGGGCGAUUGAUGGUCAACUGUUUGUUCGCUUCACAAAACGGGACUACUCAUUUACCAUCAGCCUAUUGCACACCGCUCUAGCUGGUGGAUGGAAGUUUGUUGGCGCUACAUACGACCGCAGUACCGGUGAUGCAAAACUAUGGGUCGAUGGAUUCGUAGUUCAGACUCUGAACAUUGGAGCAGGACUGGACCUAGCCACUCAGGACAGCAUAAGGAUGGGAGCAAAGAAUGGUGAUAGCAGGUACUUCAAAGGAAGGAUCGCUCAGAUGCAGGUAUACGACAAGGCCUUAACUCAGGAACAAAUACAAGUGAUACAACAACAAACUGAAGCUGUCGGUGAGUAUUCAUCGUUUAGAACUGACUGUAUCUACGAUCUUUCUUUGGCUAAGCGUCGUGUCGAAUGCUGUGUAAACGACAUUGAUUGUUGGAUGGAUGGUGAACAAUGGUCUUAAACUCAACCAGGAUAACACUGAACUUAUUCUCAUCAGCUCAAAAUUUCGCCGCAGGCCUUCUCUAGAGUUUAUCCAAGUGGUUGAUGAGAAGAUCCAACCAAACCCUCCACCCGAAAUUUGGGGGUGAUUAUAGAUUAGUGUCUUGAUUUAACCGACCAUGUUAACAAAAUCUGCGUUUCCUGUCAGUAUCAUUUAAGGAACAUAGCUAAGAUCAGGAAGUACUUAAGUGAAGAUACCUCUCAAAUUUUAGUACCUGCGUUUAUUAGCUCUAAACUCGAUAACUGUAACUCUUUGUUACAUGGUCUUCCUAAGCACCUGUUAAACAAGUUAAGACUGACACAAAACACUGCUGCACGCAUUGUUACAUUAUCUAAGCAAUUUGACUAUAAAAAAAUUAUCACUCCUAUCCUGUUCAAACUUCAUUGGUUGCCGCUGGGUUAUGGCAUACAUUUUAAAAUUUUGCUCUUAGUUUACAAAUGUCUAAAUGGCUUGGCACCAACUUACCUAUCCGAACUUUUACGCUACACUAAUGGUCCACGAUUACUUCGUUCUAGUUCCCAGAAUUUUCUAGCCGUGCCUAGGACUAGGUUAAAGACGUAUGGUGAUAGGGCUUUUUCUGCAGCUGCUCCUAGGUUAUGGAACCAAUUGCCCUCUGAACUCAGGCGUGUUACAUCUGUCAACCAGUUCAGGACGAAGUUGAAGACAUAGUUAUUUAAAUAAGCCUACGAUGUUUGAUUUUGGUAGCUUUAUUUAAUUUUUAUUUUAUCUUAUAACAGUUUUUAACUCUAGUUUCUUACCAUAUUAUUGUACAGCGCUUUGAGCAAUUAGUGGAUACCGCGCUAUAUAAGUGUCUAUUAUUAUUAUUAUUAUGAUGAUGAUGAUGAUGAUGAUGAUGAUGAUGAUGAUGAUGAUGAUGAUGAUGAUGAUGAUGAUGAUGAUGUGAGGAGAGAAAAAUGUCCCGUGGAAGCACCCAAGUUUCGGGUACCAAACUGGUUAUUUUCAGCGUGAUGUUCAGUUUUUAUAACAAAAUUUUAAACCCCUCCUUGACACCUGUCAGGUUUUAAUUUUGAGAGCGAAUUUAAAGAACAAUGGUGCGCUGGUAUGCUCUGGCAUUCUCCAAAAAUAAGUCAGGCCAAUAACUUCUUAUUCAAAAUUUUACCUUAAAAAUAACAACAUGGACAGUGAAAUUAAGAUUUAUCAAUUCAAAAUGGUUGUCAUCUUGGCUGUCGUGCUGCAUUUUAUAGUUACCAAGAGCAAUAAUGGCUCUUGAUUUUACUUAGAACAUAAUGUCAGUACAAACUAAACAUUUUUCGAGUAGUUAGGAGGUCUAAGAUAUUUUAUUACAACGUAUGCCUUUCGCUGCUUUUGAACAGGAGCCAUAGUCGAUUUGCACUAAGAAGAAAAUCAAUGCCGGGAAAAAUAACAGAUACAUCGAGAUAUAAAAAUUCAAAUAACUUUCAACAAUUUAGUUCUUAGAAUUUCUUAUCAACAGUUGAGUGUUUUGAUCAAAUAAUCGGUUCCUUUAAAUGUUAUUAGUCUGACCUGGGACAGAAACAUGCGCGAACUUUGGUUAUGACUGAUGUGUUCACCUACUUUGUAAUGUAGCGGAGUAUUACAUUUAUUUUGUGUUGUUUUCCUUGGUGAUAUCCGCUUCCAAAAGAUGUAACUGUGCUGACAUUUUUAUGAUGGGGCGGGGGAUGGGAAGGGGGAGCUCUUCUUCAAACGAUCUUCAACUGAUAUCUAUUUAAUGGAGCCAAAACCAACUGUAUUGGACGGCAUUUUUGUCAUCAUACUACAUAUGACUUAAACACUCACCAAGCGCGAGGUCAAGAUGGUAGGAUGUUGGCCAGUCCUUUUUUUUUGCUGCAACUGUGCCGUAACAUGCCGUAUCGAUGUCGUUAAAAUUUUGAAAGUUACUGGCAGCCCGCUGCCCGGCUUUCAUGAACUCUGAAAAGGGAAAUUAAGGAAAGCCAAUUGGUUUGCUACCCAAACCGGAAAACAAUGGUAAACAAUGAAUUACCAUUGUUUAAAAGAACGAAUCAAGAAAGACCUUACGAGCAGCUCCUAAAUUGCCGCCGGGGAAAAUCAAUCGUGUUUAUAUUAUUCAAGCCGGAGAUCCUACGCUCCUCCUUUCUGUGUGACAGCUAUUGACGGCUUGAUUAUCGCUCAGUUUACAUAUUCCUUAAUUUUCAACACUUGAACUUCUGUCUAAGACUAAGUCUUUUAAAUAGGUCAUAAACGACCGGAAUAACUAAUCGAAAGAAUAACCGGGAUCCUUCUUUCUACAGUUGCGUUAUCAUGCACCUACUUAAAGAACAGAGACCCUACAGCAAAAAGUGGAUAUUACGACAUUGAUCCAGAUGGCGAAGGAGAUCUGGCACCAUUCUCAGUGUACUGUGACAUGACUUACAAGAAUGGAAUUGGCGUGACUGUCAUCAGUCACGACAGUGAGAACAGGACUCAUGUGAAAGGAUUUGAAAACCCGGGUAGCUACUCACGUAUCAUUAAUUACAAUGGAGCGAGUCUGUCUCAGUUGGCCAAUCUCACCAGAAUCUCCUCGCACUGUGAGCAGUUUGUAAAGUAUGACUGUUAUAAAUCGAAGAUGUUCAGGAACAGCGGAUAUGCUUGGUGGGUGUCACGUGAUUCCACUAAGAUGACAUACUGGGGUGGAGCAUCACCUGGCAGUGGUAAGUGCGCAUGCGGAAUGACCAACUCAUGUGCAGAACCCAGUGAUGUCUGUAACUGUGAUAAGAAUGACGAUGUAUGGCGUGAAGACAGCGGUCAUCCUCACCGACAAGACAAAACUUCCAGUAAUAGAGCUCAGGUUUGGUGA
Porites lobata is the source of this 3367-nucleotide messenger RNA. The record is from the annotation of a GenBank genome assembly. Lineage: Eukaryota; Metazoa; Cnidaria; Anthozoa; Scleractinia; Poritidae.